Molecule: messenger RNA, 2622 nt
Organism: Verticillium alfalfae VaMs.102
Lineage: Eukaryota; Fungi; Ascomycota; Sordariomycetes; Glomerellales; Plectosphaerellaceae
Product: kinesin light chain
Exons: 3
Coding region: 1-2622 (873 amino acids)
Molecular function (GO): protein binding
Source: RefSeq, a predicted model, not a curated record
AUGGGCUCACUGGUGGUUGACAGCACAGCACUGCGCCUAGGAAUCAAAGCCGGCUAUGGAACGAUAUCGGCCGUCUCCAACACAUCUGCGCCGAAACGAGACCCAUUGCACAAUGGCUUUCGGCCCAGCGGACUGCGGGCAGACCCAGCAUGUGUGGGGUUACUCUCCGUUAAUGGGGCCGAGCCUACUUCGACGACAACAACAACUCUACCUUCGACUUUGAUACCCUUUUCUCGCGAUCAUGCAUUUGUCGAUAGGCCUGAUAUUCUCGAACAGAUUGACGAGCGCUGUUCCGGCCCUGGCGGCCGAGCAGUUCUCGUUGGCCAAAAUGGCAUCGGGAAGAAGGAGUCAGCAGAAGCGAGCAUCACGGGUGGCGGCUGGGUAUCAUGGAUACUCGCCGAUGAUGAGCCAGCAGACGCCGCGACGUGCGUUUUCUGGAUUCAAGCCAAUACGCUUGCGACCAUCACUGAGGGGUUUGUGGCCAUUGCCGAAGCUGUUGGAAUUCAGACCUACAACAAAUUCGGCUCUGAAAUCAUACAGACUGUUUGUCGGUGGCUCGGAAAUGAACGCCUGCCUGUGAGGUGGCUCUUGGUCUUCGACGGUGCUGACAACAGUCAUGUCUUCCUGAGCGAAAGGGUCGGAAACAGCAAUGCAACGCUGGAGAGUAUCCUGCCAACAAGCCCUCGCGGGUCGGUCCUGUUCACAACGUGUGACAGAAGCCUGGCUGUGAGAUUGGCAUCGCCGUCGCAUGCCCUCAUCGACGUCGGUCCAAUGAAGCUCCACCAAGCCAUCCUUUUGCUGGAAAAGAAGAUGAGCUCCUCCUAUGGUCGACUGGGAACCAAAGCAGACCUCGUGGAAGAGCUCGACUUGAUCCCACUCACGAUUACACAAGCAGCAUUUCAUAUCCGAUCCCAACGACACAUGACACCAGACACGUAUCUCCAAGCAUUACGAGAAGGCGAUGCCGAAAUCGUGAAGAUGAUAAGCUCGGCAGGCGACGACGGUAGGCGGGGCCUCUUGAAGCCUUGUUCUGCGCUAGAUACAUGGCUGGCCAAGUUUUUGCAAGUCCGGGCUACCUACCCGUCCGCGGCGGACCUGCUGUGUCUGCUGAGUUUUUACGAUGGCCAAGACGUACACGAGACCCUUGUCGACACACCCGUACACAUCGAGUCCUCGGAAGACAAAAAGCCAACAGACGAAGGCUCCAGCCGGGAUACUCAACUGUCCAUUCUGUACAACUAUUGUCUCAUUUCCCGCAGUCAAUGGGGCGGCAUCCAAAUUCCCCGCAUGGUCCAGCUGUCGGUAAAGACCUGGUUGAAAGAAAAUGGAGAGCUCAAUCUCGUCAAUUCACGUUUCGUUGCAAGACUUGAUGCGGCCUUCACGAGAUGCCUGCAGAGUACCGAUGAUGCCGAUGGACUCCAAGAUCGCUUGAUCCCGCAUGCAGAAAAGGCUGUCGUGCACCCUCCACAAGGUGAGGAAGCGCAGCUAACGUGGGCCUCCAUGCUGCACAAGAGCGCUCUCUAUCAAAUGAAGCAGGGCCGUUUCUACGGAGCGGAACAGCACGCUGCUCUCAGCAGCCAACAAUACAUCGUGUCGCGAGGCAUCUCGCAUGACGAGACACGGGCGGCGCUAGAGACCUUCCGCGAAACACUGAAGCACCUGCAACCACAACCGGGCCUUCUCCCGCUCGCGAUGGACGCGGCAACAAGCAUCCUCGGCGGCAGCACACGGAACGCAAGACCUGCAACAGUUUCACAGCACAGCCCCAUGGACAGGCUCACCGAAGCCGAAGCCCUUCUCUCUCAUACACUCAAUGUAUAUCAGCAGACCCUAGGCGAGGAAGACCAGAAAACGCUAGAAUGCGCGGAAGAGCUAGCUACAGCACACGCAAGACAGGGGAAGCUUCUCAAGGCCGAGCAGUCCUUCCUCCACGUCAUCGAGACCCGCAAACGAGUGCUCGGAGAAAAGCACGCGUCCAGCCUUAUCAGCAUGCGCCGCAUGGCCUCCGAGAUUCUCUGGUCUGCCGGCCACGAGUCUGAGGCACGUGAGAUGCUGACCCACGUCCUGCAGCUGCACGAGGAGGCGCUCGGUCCAGAGGACGACGACACGGCCACGUGCAUGUACGACCUCGCCGGCAUGCUCGGCGCGCACGGCCAGUAUGCGAGGUCCGAGGCGCUGCUGCGCCGGGUGGUCGCCGUGCGGGAGAAGACGCGAGGGGCCGACCACCUGUUGACCUUGACGAGCAUGUCGGAUCUCGCCGGGAUAUUCGGGAAACAGGCCAGGUGGGAAGAGGCCGAAGAAAUAUUGCCAGGAGUUAUCAAAGGGAAAGAAUCGCUGCUUGGGGGCGAACACGGGGACGCGGUUGUUGACAUGCAGGUCUUGGCCGAGGUGUACAUGGCCCAAAGCCGAUGGCAAGAGGCCGAGGCUCUCCUGGUCAAAGUGGUUGAUGGGCAGACAGAGAUGUUCGGGGCCAAUCACGAUGAUACGGUCGUCAGCGAGGAGAUGAUAUAUGAGGUGAGGCGCAAGUUGGGUAGCGCGGACGAGAGCGCAGACUGUCAGUCCGAUGUACGAGCUGGUUCAGGCGCCGAGCUCCACCAGAGCAGAUGGUUCGAGGAUGCAUAA